AUGCGCUUCUUCGAUCUUGGGACUUUGGCGAUUGUGGGCGGUGCCGGUGCUUUCAAAGUCACGGAGCACGAUAAACUGGCUGCUCUUGGCCUAGCAAACGUCGGAAUUGAUGUCGCAAAGAAUGGCUACCCGAAUCCUGGCCAGUGCACCCUGAAGAACGUGAAAGUUCGAUGCGAGUGGUCGACGCUCACGAAGCCUGAGAGGCGUAACUACAUCGAUGCCAUCAAGUGUCUUCACUCCAAGCCUGGUCUCACGCCAGCUAGGGUCGCACCUGGUGCAAGGAGCCGCUUCGACGACUUUGUCGUGACUCACGUCCAACAGACGUACUCUGUCCACGGAACUGCCAACUUCCUAGCUUGGCACCGAUACUACAUCUGGGCCUAUGAGCAGCUACUGCGUGACGAGUGUGGCUACAAAGGGUACUUGCCAUACUACAACUGGGCAUGGUGGCAUGAAGACCCCGCUUCAUCUCCCCUCUUCGACGGCAGUGAUACCAGUAUCGGUGAUGCUGGAGCCUACGUUCCUGGAAGGAACUACACUUGUCUACCUUCAGAAGCGGCGGGAUGCCCAAUCAAGCUUGAGCCUGGAAGUGGCGGUGGCUGUAUCUCGGGUCCUUUGGCAAACUGGACUUCAAGUAUUGGGCCUAUUCAAACCAAAGCCAAAGGAAUCAAGCCUAACCCACAAGCUGACGGUUUGGGUUACAACCCGAGAUGCUUAAGUCGGGACGUCAACAAGCACGCUGCUUACAGGUCGAGGGAUGAGGUUAUCACCGAACUCAUCAAGAACAGCAAGGACAUCCUUAGCUUCCAGAACCGCAUGCAAGGCGAUUUCCCGACCGGUUACCUUGGCGUCCACAGCGCUGGUCACUACACCGUGGGAGGAGAUCAAGGCUCCGACUUUUUCAACUCGCCAUCCGACCCCGCUUUCUACUUCCACCACGCUCAGAUCGACCGCACAUGGUGGAUCUGGCAGAACCAAGAUCUCAAGAACAGGAGGAAUGCGAUCGAUGGCACCAUCACUUUCCUGAACUCGCCGCCGAGUCGUAACGGCACACUCAAUGACACGCUGACCUUGGGUCCGAUGUUGGAUACGUUUAAAAACAUCACGAACAAGGAUGCGAUGAGCACGCUUGGAGGGCCAUUCUGCUACAUCUAUUUGUGA
Molecule: messenger RNA, 1161 nt
Organism: Alternaria arborescens
Lineage: Eukaryota; Fungi; Ascomycota; Dothideomycetes; Pleosporales; Pleosporaceae
Exons: 4
Coding region: 1-1161 (386 amino acids)
Molecular function (GO): oxidoreductase activity
Source: RefSeq, a predicted model, not a curated record